Messenger RNA from Penicillium maclennaniae, 1392 nucleotides. RefSeq names its product proteasome regulatory particle base subunit RPT2. The transcript has 4 exons. Bases 1 to 1392 code for a protein of 463 amino acids. The record is from RefSeq and is a predicted model, not a curated record. Gene Ontology annotation, cellular component: proteasome regulatory particle, base subcomplex. Lineage: Eukaryota; Fungi; Ascomycota; Eurotiomycetes; Eurotiales; Aspergillaceae. Gene Ontology annotation, biological process: proteasome-mediated ubiquitin-dependent protein catabolic process. Gene Ontology annotation, molecular function: ATP hydrolysis activity; proteasome-activating activity; ATP binding.
AUGGGUAACCAGCAGUCUAAUAUGGGCGGUGGCCCUGGUGGUGAUGGACGUGAUGACAAGGAUAAGAAGAAGGACAAGCCCAGAUACGAGCCUCCCCCGCCGCCUACCACCCGUCUCGGACGCAAGAAGCGCAAGGCCGCCGGUCCCAGCACUGCCGCGAAGCUCCCAGAUAUCUACCCUACCUCGAGAUGUAAGCUGCGUUACCUUCGCAUGCAGCGGGUGCACGACCACUUGCUACUCGAGGAGGAAUACGUCGAGAACAUGGAGCGGCUACGCAGAGCUAAGGCUCAGGAAACAAAGGGACCUGUCAGCGAUGGAGAUAUGGAUGUGACCGAUCGAAACGCGGACGAGCGAAGCCGUGUCGAUGACAUGCGAGGCAGCCCGAUGGGAGUUGGUAAUUUGGAGGAGUUGAUUGACGACGACCACGCGAUUGUUUCUAGCGCCACUGGUCCAGAGUACUAUGUAUCAAUCAUGUCCUUUGUUGAUAAGGAUCUCCUCGAGCCUGGAGCCAGCAUUCUUCUGCACCACAAGUCAGUCUCAGUCGUUGGUGUGUUGACUGAAGAAUCUGAUCCUCUCGUGUCUGUGAUGAAGCUUGACAAAGCUCCCACGGAGUCAUAUGCCGAUAUUGGUGGUCUUGAGUCUCAGAUUCAAGAAGUCCGAGAGUCUGUGGAGUUGCCAUUACUACACCCCGAGCUUUACGAGGAGAUGGGUAUCAAACCACCGAAGGGUGUCAUUCUCUACGGUGCCCCUGGUACUGGAAAGACACUGCUUGCGAAGGCUGUUGCCAACCAGACAAGCGCUACCUUCCUUCGAAUCGUUGGUAGCGAGCUGAUCCAGAAAUAUCUGGGUGAUGGUCCGCGCUUGGUCCGUCAAAUCUUCACAGUCGCCGCUGAGCACGCCCCGUCUAUUGUGUUCAUUGACGAAAUCGAUGCCAUUGGCACGAAGCGUUACGAAUCGCAAUCUGGCGGUGAGCGUGAAAUCCAGCGUACCAUGCUGGAGCUUCUGAACCAGCUCGAUGGUUUCGAUGACAGAGGUGACGUGAAGGUCAUUAUGGCCACCAACAAGAUUGAGACUCUCGACCCCGCUCUGAUCCGUCCUGGUCGUAUCGAUCGUAAGAUUCUCUUCGAGAACCCCGACCAAAACACAAAGAAGAAGAUUUUCACCCUGCACACCUCAAAGAUGUCUCUCGCUGAUGACGUCGAUCUGGACGAAUUUAUCAACCAGAAGGAUGAUCUUUCUGGUGCUGACAUCCGUGCCAUCUGUACCGAGGCUGGUCUCAUGGCCUUGCGAGAGCGUCGUAUGCGGGUCCAGAUGGAGGACUUCCGCUCAGCUCGUGAGCGCAUCAUGAAGACGAAGCAGGACGGUGGCCCUGUGGAGGGGCUGUACUUGUAA